GUCGAGGCAUGGGGGCUGGAAGAGAGUGGACUGAGCAGCCCUCGGUGAAGAGAGCAGUUAAAGCACCAGUUACCCCACCAGACCACCAGCUCCUUCCCACCUGAAGAUGUUCAAUCAAAUUUGGGCAGCUCUACUCUACCUCUAUGGCAUUCUCCUUAACUCCAUCUAUCAGUGCCCUGAACACAGUCAACUGACAACUCUGGGAGUGGAUGAGAAAGAGUUCCCAGAGCCCCACCUGGGCCAGUGGUACUUUAUCGCAGGGGCAGCUCCCACCAAGGAGGAGUUGGCAACUUUUGACUCUGUGGACAACAUUAUCUUCAACAUGGCUUCUGGUUCUGCCCCACUGCAGCUCCAGCUUCGUGCUACCAUCCGCAUGAAAAAUGGAUUCUGUGUGCCCCGUGAAUGGAUUUAUCACUUGACUGAAGGGAACACAGACCUCAGAACUGAAGGCCGCCCUGACAUGAAGACUGAGCUCUUCUCCAGCUCAUGCCCAGGUGGAAUUAUGCUGAAAGAGACAGGCCAGGGUUACCAGCGCUUUCUCCUCUACAAUCGCUCACCACACCCUUCUGAGAAGUGUGUGGAAGAAUUCCAGACCCUGACCUCCUGCCUGGACUCCAGAGCCUUCUUACUAACUCCCAGGAAUCAAGAGGCCUGCAAACUGUCCAGUAACUGACCUGUAACUUCAUCUGUGCCCCCAGAACAAUAUAGCGGUUGCUGAGUUGUUGGGGGAAAGAGAAGCUGGAGACUCCUGAUUCCCUUUCAAGGAAAAUAAAAAUGAUUUUUCAAUCCA
Messenger RNA from Marmota monax (woodchuck), 790 nucleotides. RefSeq names its product apolipoprotein M (gene Apom). Gene Ontology annotation, cellular component: high-density lipoprotein particle; very-low-density lipoprotein particle; low-density lipoprotein particle. The transcript has 6 exons. Gene Ontology annotation, biological process: cholesterol efflux; high-density lipoprotein particle assembly; high-density lipoprotein particle remodeling. The record is from RefSeq and is a predicted model, not a curated record. Bases 107 to 673 code for a protein of 188 amino acids. NCBI's taxonomy places the organism in Eukaryota, Metazoa, Chordata, Mammalia, Rodentia, Sciuridae. Gene Ontology annotation, molecular function: lipid carrier activity; phospholipid binding.